AUGACCCGAAACAAGAAAGUAGUCUUAGUUGGAUUAAGUGGUUGUUCAUCCAGUGGGAAAACAACAAUUGCUAAAUUAACAUCAAAUUUAAUUGACAGGAGCAUAUUAAUUCAUGAAGACGAUUUUUUUAAACAUGAUGAUCAAAUUCCAAUUAACCCAAAAUAUAACAUUGCUAACUGGGAUUCUCCGGAGGCGUUAGAUUUAUCGUUAUUUAGUAAAGAAUUAGACCACAUUCGUAAAACCGGCCAAACUAAAACAGAAUUAAUACACAAUAAUAAUGUCGAUGAUUUAGAUAAAUUUCAAAUUAAUCCAUCAAUAUUGGAUCAAAUUCGACUAAAAUAUUCUAACAUAGAUUCAAACUUGAGAAUUGUUAUUGCUGAUGGAUUUAUGUUAUUUAAUGAUGAUGAUAUUAGGUCCAAGUUUGACAUUAAACUAUUAAUACGUGCCCCAUAUGAACAAUUAAAAAAAAGAAGAGCAGCUAGAAAUGGAUAUCAAACUUUAGAUUCAUUUUGGGUAGAUCCACCGUAUUAUUUUGAUGAAUUUGUAUAUAAAUCCUACUCUGACACACAUGGACCACUAUUUAUUAAUAAUGACGUUGAGGGACAACUAGACCCUAUAAGAUCCUCUGAUAUAAAGGAUUUCAUGAACAGUGAUGAUGUAUCAAUAGAUAAUACGCUAGAAUGGGUUUGUAAUCAAAUUGUGGCCUCAUGUCAACAAUUAUCACAAGAAUAA
Arxiozyma heterogenica is the source of this 732-nucleotide messenger RNA. RefSeq names its product ribosylnicotinamide kinase (gene NRK1). The transcript has a single exon. The record is from RefSeq and is a predicted model, not a curated record. Gene Ontology annotation, cellular component: cytoplasm. The coding region runs from base 1 to 732 and encodes 243 amino acids. NCBI's taxonomy places the organism in Eukaryota, Fungi, Ascomycota, Saccharomycetes, Saccharomycetales, Saccharomycetaceae.